AUGUCUCAAUACAUCGGGAAGACAAUUUCUCUUAUUUCUAAUAAGGGACUUCGUUAUGUUGGUCUUUUAGAAAACAUCAAUGCUGAUGAUGCCACUGUUGCUUUGAAAUCAGUGAGAUUAUUUGGUACCGAAGGUCGUAUGGCCGCCAUGGGACAACCACAUUUGGAAGUUUCUCCAGGUGUUGAUGUUUAUGAUUAUGUUGUUUUCAGAGGAUCUGAUGUUAAAGAUUUAUCUGUUUUGGAUACACCUAUUGAUGAAGUCAAACCAAACAUUUAUCGCCCACCUCAACAACAACAACAACAACCAACACCAACUACUGGUCAAUAUUAUAGUGGCCCUCCAUCUACCACUACGGCUAAUGGUGCUCCUCAAACUCAAGCACCAGUAACUACCACCACUGCUACUAGUGCACAAUCUCCAGUUCAAAGCAGUGUUUCACAAACUACCAAUGUCCCAGCAGCUUCACCAGGUCAAGUUGCACAAGCGCCUGUUGAAACAGGUAUUCCAGAAGCACCACAAGUACAAAAUCCAGCUCCAACUAGAACUAUUGAUGAAGAACCUUUAACCAAGACUGUUUCAGAAAACAAACCUGCUGAUGCUCAACCAGGAUCUGUUCCUCAACCUGCCGCAACUCAAAAACCAAGAAGAGAAUCUAAAUUGGAUAUUCCACCUGAAGAAUUUGAUUUUGAACAAGCAAAUGCCAAAUUUUCCAAAGAAUUGGAACAAGAACGUGAAUUAGAACAUACUGGAUACAACAAGAGUUCAUCAUUUUUCGAUAAUAUUUCAUCAUCUACCGAAGAAAGAACCAAUAUGAGAUGGUCUGAAGAAAGAAAUUUGAAUAUGGACACUUUUGGUGAAGCUUCUUUGCAAAGAGGCGGAAGAGGUGGCAGAGGUGGAAGAGGAAGAGGUGGUAGAGGUAAUUGGAGAGGUAGAGGUGGUAAUUAUCGUGGUAGAGGAAAUGGAAACUGGAGAGGUGGAAACAACAAUAGAGGAAGAAAUAGUGAUUACAACACUAAACCAGAAUGGGCAUAG
This is a messenger RNA of Candida tropicalis MYA-3404, 1032 nucleotides long. RefSeq lists its product as uncharacterized. The transcript has a single exon. Gene Ontology annotation, molecular function: mRNA binding. The record is from RefSeq and is a predicted model, not a curated record. Gene Ontology annotation, cellular component: P-body. Lineage: Eukaryota; Fungi; Ascomycota; Pichiomycetes; Serinales; Debaryomycetaceae. Gene Ontology annotation, biological process: cytoplasmic stress granule assembly; P-body assembly. Bases 1 to 1032 code for a protein of 343 amino acids.